Mangifera indica (mango) is the source of this 2738-nucleotide messenger RNA. RefSeq names its product probable serine/threonine-protein kinase WNK9. NCBI's taxonomy places the organism in Eukaryota, Viridiplantae, Streptophyta, Magnoliopsida, Sapindales, Anacardiaceae. The coding region runs from base 436 to 2619 and encodes 727 amino acids. Gene Ontology annotation, molecular function: protein serine/threonine kinase activity; ATP binding. The transcript has 7 exons. Gene Ontology annotation, biological process: protein phosphorylation; intracellular signal transduction. Gene Ontology annotation, cellular component: cytoplasm. The record is from RefSeq and is a predicted model, not a curated record.
AGGCUUUUAUUUUAGAGUUUCAUGACAGCGGAGAGAGAAACGUUUCUCUCUCUAUUCUCUAAUUUUCUCUUUGUUUGCCAUCUUCUUUGGUUGGGUGGCUGGCUCUUUUCUCUAUAACUAUGUCUUCCUUCUCUUCUUAACAAUGUACAAAUGUUCAGCUUUCUCUCAUCUCUAAAUCAAAUUAAUAAUAGCCUCAAUUUCCCUUCUUUCUUUCUCCCUGUAUUGCUGUAAAGCUUGCGUUUUUAUCAGAAAAGUUGUGUUUUUAUAUUUGUUUUGAUUUAUGAUAUAUAUUAUUCAUCUUCCUCAUUUCUCUCUCAUCACCUCUUUGUGUCAUCUGACCCUCAUAGGAGGAAAAAUCUAAUAUAGCUCAAAAAAGGAAAUCUUCUUUGCACAAAAGAGGGAACGCAAGGAUAAAUUACAACUUUUUUUAAGAGAAUGAAUGGUCUCACACAUCUUCAGCCCGAAUCUUCUGAGUUUGUUGAAGUUGAUCCAUCUGGAAGAUAUGGCAGAUACAAUGAAGUUCUAGGCAAAGGAGCUUCUAAGACAGUUUAUAGGGCAUUUGAUGAAUAUGAAGGAAUUGAAGUUGCUUGGAACCAGGUCAAGCUUUAUGAUUUCUUGCAAAGUCCUGAAGAUCUUGAAAGACUUUACUGUGAAAUUCAUCUCCUCAAGACAUUGAAGCACAAGAACAUUAUGAAGUUCUACACUUCUUGGGUUGAUACUGCAAAUAGAAACAUCAACUUUAUCACUGAAAUGUUUUCUUCUGGGACUUUAAGACAGUAUAGACUAAAACACAAGAGAGUUAACAUUAGAGCACUGAAACGUUGGUGUAGGCAGAUCUUGAAAGGACUUUUCCAUCUCCAUAGCCAUGACCCUCCUGUGAUUCAUAGGGAUCUCAAGUGUGACAAUAUUUUUGUAAAUGGGAACCAAGGAGAAGUGAAAAUUGGAGAUCUAGGGCUUGCUGCUAUUCUUAGAAAGUCUCAUGCUGCUCACUGUGUUGGGACACCAGAGUUCAUGGCUCCAGAAGUGUAUGAAGAGGCCUAUAAUGAAUUAGUUGACAUUUAUUCAUUUGGCAUGUGCAUUUUGGAAAUGGUUACCUUUGACUAUCCAUAUAGUGAAUGCACCCAUCCUGCUCAAAUUUACAAGAAAGUUACCUCUGGGAAAAAGCCAGAUGCUUUGUACAAAGUGAAGGAUCCACAAGUGCGACAAUUUGUUGAGAAAUGCCUUGCAACUGUGUCCCUGAGGCUUUCUGCUAGGGAGUUGCUGAAUGACCCUUUUCUGCAAAUUGAUAAUUGUGAGGUUGAUUUGAGCUGGCUAGAUUGUGGGAGAAAAAUCGAUGAUUUGGGCCCUCUCAUAAGGCAACCUUAUGAACUUCAUCAUAGUAGCAAUUCCUUUAGUAAUGCAUACUCGAAUGGUUAUGGCUAUGAACCCCAAAAUGAGUGCAGGUAUCCUCCAGUUGAGGUUGAACCAAACGGAAUUGAACUUUUUGAGUAUCAUGAUAAUGAAGACAAUCAUUCCACUAACCGUGACAUUAGUAUCAAGGGGAAAAGGAGAGAUGAUGAUGGUAUCUUUUUAAGACUCAGAAUUGCGGAUAAUGAAGGUCGUAUCCGGAACAUAUAUUUCCCAUUUGACAUUGAAACUGAUACUGCAUUGGGCGUGGCAACUGAAAUGGUUGCAGAGCUAGAUAUUACUGAUCAAGAUGUGACUAAAAUAGCAGACAUUAUUGAUGGGGAGGUUACUUCCUUGGUACCUGAAUGGAGGCCGGGGCCAGGAAUAGAAGAAACACCUCGAUUUGCAAAUCAAAAUUUCUGCCUUAAUUGUGCUUCCAACCGGACCUCUACUGGCUCCUUCAUGGAUUAUCUUUCUAAUAAUCAUGGUGCCAAGAACCUGCAAAUUCUUCAAUGUUGUAGAAAUGGAUGUGCUUCAUUGCAUGGCCGGUUUGAAGAGAUUACCUUUGAAGCUGAAGAAUCUGAGCAACGUGUGACUGAAGGUGCCCCGAAUGAAUUUAACCAUGCGGACUACCUGAAUUAUCAGGAAAUUUGGGGCCAACAUGAAAGCCGAGAACUUAGUUCAGUUGAGUCUGGAAAUAGCCAUUCUGAUGAAGAAAAUGAAAAAUCCGAUCAGUCAUCAUUAGAAUUAAAAGAGGAAAGAAAUAUUGAGAUAAAUGCAAGAAAGUCAAAUAGAGAUUUGGAUAGUUCCGGUUCUUCGUCUGUGAUUCCUUCAGUGUAUUCUGACCUAUCUGAUAACCAUGAGAUGGAAAUCCAGCAGGAGUUGAGAUGGCUUAAGGCAAAGUAUCAGAUGGAAUUGAGGGAACUUAAAGAUAAACAAUUAGGAGGUGCAUCAAAAUCUUCAGGUUUUAGCAACAACAAAAACAAAACAAGUGAUGGCAUUUUGUCAUAUGUCUUACCGAACUCUUUACAAGGAACCAAAAAUGGAAGCUCAAUUUGCCAUGAUCUUGUCAAUAAGAGCUGCAGCCCCAGUUCAGACACCCAGAGGGCCCGAAAUCGCGAGGUGACAGAAGAAUCCCGUAGAGUACAGAACAAAUCUUUUCAUACUGGAUUUUUGCUUCCACACUCUCUUCACAGGACAACAUCCCUCCCAGUUGAUGCUAUUGAUUUAUAAUCUCUGUAAGCCACUCUUUGAUUCUUUUAAACAUUUCUUACACUUACAGAGGCUUUGUAAUUAUCAAAUCCAGCGUUCUUGGCCAAGUAAUAACAUAUUCACCUUCAACUUUCUACCUA